Molecule: messenger RNA, 1182 nt
Organism: Naumovozyma dairenensis CBS 421
Lineage: Eukaryota; Fungi; Ascomycota; Saccharomycetes; Saccharomycetales; Saccharomycetaceae
Gene: TAM41
Product: putative phosphatidate cytidylyltransferase
Exons: 1
Coding region: 1-1182 (393 amino acids)
Biological process (GO): CDP-diacylglycerol biosynthetic process; cardiolipin biosynthetic process
Cellular component (GO): mitochondrion
Molecular function (GO): phosphatidate cytidylyltransferase activity
Source: RefSeq, a predicted model, not a curated record
AUGUUUGCUUCCCAACUAAGGCCAUGUACCUCAUCCAUUGCAAUAUCGAGAAAACUUGCAAGAAGAUUGCAAAGUACAAUAGCGAAAGAUAAUGUCCAUGCCUCAACCAAACACUCACAGAUGGAUACUAUAAUCCACGAUAUUGUACCCACUAGAGAUUCCACACAUCAAAAUCCUUCCGAAGAUAUUCUUGAUAGCACUGUUAACAACAACAGUACAGGAAUACCGCUUCUAGAAAAAGGUAUCCAGAAGACAGAUGAAAUAACAUCAAAAUUCCAAGAUUACAUGUACAAAUUCAAUAAACUACCAGCAAAUUAUGCUGCAAAUCAAAUACUAGAAUUAGAAGAUCAAGAAUUACAAUUUGAAUUGGAAUCAAUAUUAAACCAAUUUAAUGCUCCAAUCAAAUACGCAUUCGGUUAUGGGUCAGGCGUCUUUGAACAAACAGGAUACAAUAUCAAGGAGAAACCUCAAAUAGAUAUGAUCUUUGGUGUCACUCAUCCAUCUCAUUUCCAUUCUUUAAAUAUGAGACAGAACCCAGAUCAUUAUUCAACUUUGAAAUAUUUUGGAUCUGAAUUUAUAGCAAAAUUUCAAGAUAUUGGCGCUGGUAUUUAUUUCAAUCCCUUUGUGAAAAUUAAUGGUCAUGAAGUUAAAUACGGUAUUGUGUCAAUGAAGAUGUUAUUGAAGGAUUUGGCGACUUGGAACACUUUUUAUUUGGCUGGUCGAUUACAAAAACCUGUAAAAAUAUUAAAGAAUGAUUUAAGAGUACAAUAUUGGAACCAAUUAAAUUUAAAAGCAGCUGCAACAAUUGCAAAACAUUUAACGCUGCAAAAAAAUAAUGGUAAAUUCGAUGAAUUUGAAUUUUAUAAAGAAAUCACUGGAAUAAGCUAUCUUGGUGAUAUUAGGUAUGUUUUAGGAGCUGAAAAUCCAAAUAAAGUUCAAAAUAUUGUAGAUAAAAACUUUACAAGAUUCCAAUCAUACUAUGAACCUAUUUACAAAGAUGUCGUGAUCAAUAAUUCAUCUUAUUUACCUGUAGGAUUUACAAUAAACAAUACAACAAGGAAGUUAAGGGGAAGGAUAAGUAGGUCAAGUAUUUUACAAACAUUGAAAGGAAUUCUUACUGCUGGACCUGCUAAAUCACUAAGAUAUGCGUGGGCAAAAAAAAUGAAAACUUUCAGAAAGUAA